AUGAGGUGCCGCCGCUGCCGCCGCUACGUGCUGCUCACCCCCCUGUGCAUCGUCGCUGGCCUCUGCUUCUUCCUGUUUCUCCUGCCACUCCUGCGCACUCCGGAUGAAAGUAAAUACCAGGAAGCGCCCGCACUGGUGUUGACCCCACUGUCGGUGAUGGACGCCUCUCAGAAGUACCGCGUGCGGCAGUUCGUGUCGGUGGGCGACCGCUGGCAGCAGCUGCCUACGCCAGCGGGGGACUGGACCACGUGCCUGGCGCUGCACGCCUCGCUGUCGCACGUGCACCACGUGGAGCGCCAGGCGCGCUCCUGGAGCGGGCCCCUCUCCGUCGCGCUCUUCGCCGCAGGGGACGACGUCCGCUUGCUGCUCGCCUACAUCAUGUUCCUCAGGCGCUGUAGGCAACACGUGCGAAGUAGGGUGAGCUUCCACUUACUGUGGCCUACGGAGCAUCCACCCAAUGACACCGUCGUCGCGGCUGGGGACCAGCUGGAGGAAACAGACUGCGGAGAGGACGACGAGCAGGUGCUGCAGCGGCUGCUGUGGCGCCAGGCGCACCCUGUGGGGGAGCAGCUGUCACGUUGA
This is a messenger RNA of Schistocerca serialis cubense, 582 nucleotides long. Its product is annotated as beta-1,4-glucuronyltransferase 1-like. The coding region runs from base 1 to 582 and encodes 193 amino acids. Gene Ontology annotation, molecular function: glucuronosyltransferase activity. The record is from RefSeq and is a predicted model, not a curated record. NCBI's taxonomy places the organism in Eukaryota, Metazoa, Arthropoda, Insecta, Orthoptera, Acrididae. The transcript is spliced from 4 exons.